Molecule: messenger RNA, 972 nt
Organism: Brugia malayi
Lineage: Eukaryota; Metazoa; Nematoda; Chromadorea; Rhabditida; Onchocercidae
Exons: 7
Coding region: 1-972 (323 amino acids)
Biological process (GO): GPI anchor biosynthetic process
Source: RefSeq, a predicted model, not a curated record
AUGGGUGGAAUUUGGAGCAGUAAAACAGGUUUAUUGUUGAUUAUUCUUUUUGUUGUCAUUUACAAUGAGUAUUUGACAUAUUACAUAACAAUCUAUACGACAUGUUCGUGGCCUAUUAUAUCAACAACAGAAGAAGGACGUAAAAAAGAGACACGAGUGAUUAUAUUGACCGAUAUCCAUCUCUUAUUAUCCAGUCAAAAUGAAUAUUGGUUCGACAAGAUAAGAUGGGAAUGGCAAAUGUACCGGUCGUUUCAGUCAGCCGUAUCAUUGACUCGUGAUUUAUUUGAUGGUAGUACCAUAAGCAGUCAACAGGACCUUAUAAAUUAUGCAAAUCAUUUCAAUGAACUUUUUUAUGUACCCAAAAACGUUGAAAGACAUUGUAUUGUGGGCAAUCAUGAUAUUAUAUCCCAUCAUAAAAUCAAUCCAGUACGUUUGCAAUUUUUCUCGCAACAUUUUUCACGCUCACUUGUUGAUCACAUCGUUAUUGGUGGAAAUCAUUUCGUAUUGUUGAAUUCCAUGACAAUUGAUUGUGGUGAUUGUUUGCUUCGGAACGUUACCAAAGAUCAAGUUGAGCAGCUGAGUCAAGUAUUUAAUUGUAAUAGAAAUCUAAAAGCACCAUGUAAUAUUCAUUCAAGACCCAUCUUAUUGCUUCAUGUCCCAUUGUACAGACAUAGUGAUUCAAAAUGUGCCAAUGACUAUGAUGUAGCGCCAGAACCAAGAAAGUCAGAGCGUUUUCGUGCUGGAUUUCAUUGCCUUUCCAAUGUGUCGUCUCAUUACAUUCUGAAAAAACUGAAACCUCGUGCUAUCUUUGAUGGUCAUCUGCAUUACAGUUGUCGAACAUGGUGGCCAUCACCGUAUAAUGUAUAUGAAUGGACAUUAUCGUCAUUUUCAUGGCGAAAUAUUCCACAACCUGCAUUUCUUCUUGUCACUGUAACUCCUGACGAUAUUCAGGUUAGUAGUCUAUAUUUCUGA